AUGGACCUCACAGUGCUCAUGUUGCUGCUGGCCAUGCUGCUAUGCUCAUCCUGCUUAAGUGAUCUGAGAGCCAGGGAUCCAGAUGUAGAGGAAAAUGAAAAGGCAGGGCUGGAGAGCAGUUUUAGCACAGCUCACAUUCCAGUAUCUCUUGGAUAUGAGCAUCUCAGCAGAUCUGGACAACUGGAUACUCAGCUGGAGACAUCUCAGAACCCUUUGCCCUUCUUGAGAGAGAGUUCACACCAACCUGCACGCAGAGGAAACUGGUGUGCAUUUGUUCAUCAGCGUUUGGUAAGCGUGGCUGAGCUCAGUGGUGCUGAGGAGCAUACAAUGAAGACAGUGAACCCCUGCAUUAAUGGUGACCCUGACUGCCAAACAUUAAAGCAUCAGCUCUCUUCACAGCCUACAUACAGACAGAAGCAGAAAACUAUUACUGCACUGCACUGGAAGUGCUGCCCAGGCCAUGAAGGCAACAACUGUCAGGAGACAGUGAGUCUGACAGGAGAAAGUCAGUCCAGUCAAGACCACACAGAAACAGCUCCAACAGAGGUUGCACAGGCUGAUGACUCUGGCUCUGGCAAUGGUGGAGAUAUUCCUCCUUCUUCUCUGCCUUUCACGGACUCCAGCAGCCUCUCGUCAUUUCAUCAAAUAUUUGCAGCAGUAAUGACUCAACUUCAGCCAGUGCUGGAUGGCUUUAAUCGUACUUUGGAGAAUUUGUCUAGAGAGGUGGAAGGUUUGUCCAUAGAUCUGAAGAAUCUGAGGCAUGAGCAAGAGAGCAUGUCCAAAACUAGGCAUGCCCAUGAAGAAAAACGUGAGAAAGACUUGGAGGACAGCUUUGAACAGAUGCAGCAGAUAUGGUCAGAGUUGGACUCACAACGAAAAGAGAUAGAACAAAUAAUCCACUUGAAACAAGAACAUCUGCUUCAUAACAUGACCAAUCUAAAGAACAAAAUUGACCACAAGAUCAACAUGAGUCAUGAGGAAAUACAGGUGAGUUUGCAGUCUCUGAAUAAGUCCAUGGAGGAAAUUCGACUUAAUCAUGGAAGGCUGCAGGAGACAACACAGGGAGAACAUACUCUUUCAACUGAUGCCAGUGAAAGCGAGUCACCAUUGGAGACCAGUGUGUGGGAGGCCAUCAGUAAUCUGGACAUGAAAGUGCUGAAUAACACAAUGGAGCUCAAUCCCCUAACUGAAAACUCUAAUCAUUUGAUUAAUAUAGUCCAGAAGCUGGACCAUGGCUUAAGGAACUUGAGUCAAAGACUGGAGUAUGUCAGCCACAACACAGAGGUCCAUUUGGCACAGAUUGGGUUUGAAGUAGAGGCAGCUAGAUUGGCUACGCUGAAAACCGUUAAUGAACUAGCUUCUAAUCUCAGUACCCAAGAGAGAGAUUUAAGAGAGAUUCAACUGGAUGUGGACAAUAUUUAUCAGCUUAUCCAAAAUAAUGAGCUUGCCACAGCAGGUGAGAUUUGCAGUUGUAAAGAAAUCAGUGAUUCAUUGGUUAGGUUGGAAUCUGAGGUGGUUAAUGUCACAAAUGUCGCCAAAGAAAACCGGUAUGCCCUGGAGGAUGUCGAAGCAAAGAGGGGGCUUAGCCAGUGGGCCCCAGAAGUUGAAGAUCUCAAUCAAGGCUUGUGGAGUGUGAGAGAAUCACUAGCAUUUGAGCAAGUCAAGAGAAAUACUCUUAACGACAACCUAACCCAGUUGAAAACCUCCCUCCUGGACAGCCAAAAGGAGAUCACUGGGCUUAAAGGCCAAUUUGUUGCUAAGGAAGCUGAAAUCAGACAUCUCUCUGCAUCAUUCACUUCUUUACUCAAGGAUGCCAUCCGCCACUCCGAAGUUCUUGAGGUGCUUUUAGGAGAUGAGGUCAUGGAGUUCUCAAGCCGGUCCAAAAGCCAACAGAAGGAGCUUGCUAUUCCUGUACUGCUACAGAAAAUGCUUCUGAUGCAGGAAAAGAUUGACAGUCAUGAGAAUAGCUUGACCUCUCUAACGAAGAUCAGUACAGAGAAACCUCAAAUGAUCAAUGAUGACCCUGUAGCAUUCACAGAGUGGAGUCUCACAAAAGACCUGGGGAGUAAUGCUGAAGAUCCUCUAGAGUCUUUAGCAGACAUUUCCAAAAGGGAGGAUGAUGAGGACUACUCAGUUAGUGACUUCUGGAGCCUUGGGAAGGAAGUGGAGCAGCUCGCUAACAGACUAAGCAUGCUGGAACAGCAACCAUGCAACUGCACUGCUGCCCCUGGUGGUAUUGUAAUGGAACUGCAGAGAGAUGUUAUAACCCUGCAACAAACUCUGGAGGAUCAUUUAAGAACUUUCCAGAAUUUAUUCAGAUAUACAGAAGAGCUGGCUAGCUCCUCUGACAGUGUGAACUUGGACCAGCUGCAGACCAUGAUGAGGACAAGAGAGAGGAAGAGAAAGAAGGUACAAAAUAUGAAGAAAACGGGAGAGACAAUCAGCAUGCGCAGUAAAAGGCACAUUGGAAAAAAGUAAGACCUCUCCUGCUGGCUAUUAACACAGCAUAUAGGCUACUGUUAGAUCAUCAAUAAAAUAAAAUCAUUAAGCGGACACUCUGGCUAAAAGACCAAUAACAAUACUAAGUAGCUUGUAGACUUUAUCAGUUCAGUCUAGAAUAGUCACGUCAAAUACUGCGAAAACAAGAUGAUGCUUCAGAUGAUGCUUCAUUACACUCAAAAACUAACAGGAGGGCAGGAAAAAUAAGCAGUCCUGUACUGCUGAUGCUAGUUUAAAAAUGGUACACACUCUUUAGGAAAACCCUCUCCAAGGGUUCUUCCCUUCGUAAAAAGGGUUCUACUUGGAAGCAAUCAGUUGUGCAAAAGAACCCUGAGGGUCCCAGGGAGAUGACAAAUCAAUCCCUUAACAUGUAGAACCGUGGUGAGAGUCCUCAUGAUUUUAUGACAGAUUUGCAUAAUGUAAGCUAGGUAUUUGUAGUGACAGAACAUUUAUGCAGCAAUUACACAAAAUUGUGAAUUUUGCAAGUCUGGGGAAAAACUAAUUUGUUCUGCAGAAGACUAUAAAAAGAUGAUCAGUCACAGUCACACACACACACACACACACACACACACACACACACACACACACACACUAUAUGCUAGUUUAAUGCUAUAAUGCCCUUGUAAUCAAAUUUUAGAAGACCACUAGGGCUGGAUGGCAUGAUUUUAUAACAAUAUCGCAUUAUAUUAACAUGAAACAUUGUGGGUAUAAUCAAGUGUUGUUGCUUUUAUAAAUCCAUGGUUGCUUACUGUAAUAAGUAUCGGAUUAGGCAUUAUAUUAUGUUUAUACCAACUGUUCAAGUUCUUUUUGAAAGUGUUACAUUUCUAGUUCUCGUUAGUAUUACAUUUUUUGCCAUACUGCUCACCAUGCAAAUCAGCUUUGGAAAUGUAAGUAAAAAUCUUAUAACAGUCCUUUUCAUACUCUAUUUCAUUCAACAUACUUAUAUGGAUAUUGCUCUUCUGAGGCGUUCAACACGAGUGUCCGUCACAAGAAAAGUCCAAGAUGUAGCAAGGUAUUACUAAACCAUGGCAGUGAUUUUCAGGUCAGUAACAGGAUUGUGUUAUGUACCUCACACCUGACGUUAGACUAGGUCAUUUCUGUCCCAACUGAAGCACGGCAUAAUUCCUGUGGCAUCCCUCAGGCUGGGACAGGGAGGUAAGGUUUCUGAGACAAGCAUGUCCCAUGAAGCUUGUGAUGGGUGAGGGACUCGCACCGGAGCUUGUGAAGGGAACACUGGUCCAAAGGAAGGUUAUGAACAUGACACAGUAUGGACACAGAGUAAAGACAUGACAGAGACCUAGUAGAAGUAACUAGCUAUCCUUUAACGAAUUAUGCGAAACUGACAAAGAUCACAUUCCAUUAUUUUGUGUU
Messenger RNA from Ictalurus furcatus (blue catfish), 3870 nucleotides. RefSeq names its product multimerin 2b (gene mmrn2b). Gene Ontology annotation, molecular function: protein binding. The coding region runs from base 1 to 2478 and encodes 825 amino acids. The record is from RefSeq and is a predicted model, not a curated record. NCBI's taxonomy places the organism in Eukaryota, Metazoa, Chordata, Actinopteri, Siluriformes, Ictaluridae. The transcript has 6 exons.